UAUUUUUUGAGUAUUGAUUUUGAUAUCUCAAAUUCCAGAAUGGAAUGAAAGAAAGAAGAAAAUGAAAGAAAAAGAAAGAAAAAGAGAGAAAAGCGGAAGAAGUCUUGUAUGGGAGGCCACAUAUAUUUACAGCAAAUCAAUUUUCUCUGUCUUUUCUCAUUCUCUCUCUCUUUCCCAAAAAUCAUAUGAAACACAUUAUAUGCAAAUUACCAUUUCAAUUCAUCUACAAAGCCAACUUUUUGAAUCAUACCCGAAUUAAUUCAAAUCAAAUCAAGCUCAAAAAUCAUUUUCAUUCUUUAUUUUUAAUCCAAAAUCAUUAAAAGGUGUUACCUUUAAUAGAAAAAUCAACCAAUUUUGAGUUAAAAAUAAGAAAAGAUAAUGUCUUGUUCAUCAUCUUCUGGAUCAGAUGAAGAAGAGGAGUUUGAAUCAUAUAGAAAAGGAGGUUAUCAUGCAGUUAGAGUGGGUGAUUCUUUCAAUGGUGGACGUUACAUUGCUCAAAGGAAAUUGGGUUGGGGACAAUUUUCAACUGUUUGGCUUGCAUAUGAUACUAUUAAGUCUAGUUUUGUGGCUUUGAAGAUUCAGAAAAGUGCUCAGCAGUUCGCUCAGGCUGCUCUUCAUGAAAUUGAAAUCCUCUCCGCGAUUGCUGAAGGUGAACAAUCACAUUCCAAGUGCGUCGUUCGAUUGAUAGACCACUUCAAGCAUACAGGCCCAAAUGGACAGCACCUGUGCAUGGUUCUCGAGUUUCUUGGGGAUAGCUUGCUUCGUUUAAUUAGAUACAACCGUCACAAUGGUCUGGAUUUGAAUAAAGUUAGGGAAAUUUGCAGAUGCGUUUUGAUAGGAUUGGAUUAUUUACAUCAAGAACUUAAUAUAAUCCACACUGACCUAAAGCCCGAAAACAUUCUUCUCAAUUCUCCCAUUGAUCCCGCCAAAGAUCCCGUCAAAUCUGGAUUUACCCCAAUUCUUGAAAGGCCUGAAGGAGGAACGAAUAACGGUGGAGGAGUAUCUAUGAGUUUGAUUGAGAAAAAGCUUAAGAGAAGGGCAAGAAUGGCAGUUGCCCGUAUAUCUGAGAGGCGGGCCUCCAUGGGCGUUACACAAAACCCGAAACCCAAAAGAUCUCUGGAGGGGAUUGAUAUGAAAUGCAAAGUUGUAGACUUUGGCAAUGCGUGUAGGGCCGAUCAACAAUUCAUGGAAGAAAUACAGACAAGGCAAUAUAGAGCUCCGGAAGUUAUUAUUCGUUCGGGCUAUACUGUGUCUGCUGACAUGUGGUCAUUUGGUUGCACAGCGUUUGAGCUUGCUACUGGAGACAUGUUGUUUGCUCCUAAAGGAGGCCAAGGAUUUACGGACGAUGAGGAUCAUCUUGCCCUGAUGAUGGAGCUUUUGGGAAAAAUUCCUAAAAAGAUAGCUAAUGGAGGAGCGCGUUCCAAAGACUUCUUUGACAGAUAUGGGGACCUAAAGAGGAUCAGAAGACUCAAAUUCUGGUCACUCGAUCGACUACUAGUUGAGAAGUACAAGUUCUCCGAAGAUGAUGCCCGUGAUUUUGCUGAUUUUUUACACCCCAUCCUAGACUUUGCUCCAGAGAAGCGACCUACUGCCGAGCAAUGCCUGCAGCACCCUUGGCUUAACCUUAAUCUGACUUCUAACGAUAGUUCUACCGAUAAAAACUUGGCUACUGGGAUAAAUAAACUUAAAAUUUAGGCACAUUUCUCUAAGAGAAGAUCACAUAUACUGUAUUUUCAUCUCUUGUACUUCUUGCACAGUGAAGUUACCCCAUGAUUUUUGGUUUUGGCUUGCCUUUGGCCUCCAAUAAGGUUACAUUUAUCUCUAUACCGGUAUCCUCCUUCCUUCCGUCCCUCUUUUUUUUUUUUCCGUGGUCGUCGUAAUAUUUUUUUAAACCUGAUGUAAUAUAGUGAUUUCGAACUUUUUGAGUGCGGAAACGACACAAUAGCGAGGAUUUUGGUCACAGUUUCUAGUUUUAAAUAAUGUAUAUCGAGUGUUAAAUGAAUGUGGAAAAAUGUUAUCGCUCU
Molecule: messenger RNA, 2024 nt
Organism: Amaranthus tricolor (Joseph's coat)
Lineage: Eukaryota; Viridiplantae; Streptophyta; Magnoliopsida; Caryophyllales; Amaranthaceae
Exons: 4
Coding region: 379-1695 (438 amino acids)
Biological process (GO): spliceosomal complex assembly; regulation of mRNA processing; protein phosphorylation
Molecular function (GO): ATP binding; protein kinase activity
Source: RefSeq, a predicted model, not a curated record